Molecule: messenger RNA, 4314 nt
Organism: Patella vulgata (common limpet)
Lineage: Eukaryota; Metazoa; Mollusca; Gastropoda; Patellidae
Product: putative ankyrin repeat protein RF_0381
Exons: 2
Coding region: 121-3408 (1095 amino acids)
Molecular function (GO): protein binding
Source: RefSeq, a predicted model, not a curated record
CAUAUGAAAUCCUUCAAGGUUACUGUUGCUGGUUAUACGAGACUACUGGUAUGUCUAAACAAGAUUUGCUGUAACCAAUUCAACAUGGUAUUUGCACUGUCCCCAGUUUAACUUGUCACAAUGAGUGGGUGUGAACCAGAAGAUUCUUUGCGUAAAUCACAGAGAUACAAAGAACAGUUAAGAGAGGCUGUAAACACAAAUGAUACAGUUGAGGUAGAAAGAAUUCUUCAGGAGUAUGUGGAAUGGGGGCACGACCGUUUGCCAAAUUGGAUAUGGGUAGAACUCUGUGAGGCUGCUCUUAAGAACAGAUGUCUGCCUAUGGUGGAAUUGUUGCUGCCGUCAGUCAGAAUUUCUAACAACUUUGUAGAUGUUGAUACCAAUAUAAAACUGAUAGAGGCGGCAAUAAAAUCUGAUUUCAUUGAGGGUGUUAAAUUUCUCCAAUCCAAAGGAACACCUCUGUAUUUUGCACAUUCAACAUCAAGAUACAACUGGAGUGCCCUCACUGAGUGUGUCCUAAACAAUAGCGUCGAGGUGUUAAAAUAUCUUCUUGAACUCAAAUAUCCAGAUCAAAACCCCGAACAAGAGGAAAUGUUAUUAAUGUUAUGUUGCCAACAUCUAAAUAUUGAAAGUUUGAAGAUUUUGUUGAUCAGCGAAUUAAUAAAUACAAUAAAUCAACAGAAAACACAUCGUCAAUAUUCUGCCCUACAUUAUUGUAUAAGUGGUAAGGAAUGGUUGUGGGAAUAUGGUUUUGAUGAAAGGAAGCCGGAGAGAGUUCUUGAUUGUGUACAAUUAUUGGUGGAGUCAGGGGCGGAUGUUAAUCUAGAAGAUAUUGAUGGGAAAACGCCCAUCCAACUGGCUGCUGAAAGGGGUAUGGUGACAACGGUAAUAUAUUUGGCAGAAAGAGGAGCAGAAAUUAAUAUUGGAAGCCAUCAAGGUACUCUUUUUCAUUGUCUUGCAGAAAGUGGCCAUAUGUCAGAUUCGUACGAUGAAUGUGUUCAGCUAUUAAUAACGAAAGGGGUUGAUAUAAACAAACUGAACUUAUCCAAUAAAACUCCGCUGUAUUUAGCAGUUUGUAAAGAAAAUGAAGAGAUGGUGAAGUCAUUAAUUAAAUCAGGUUGUGAUGUCAAUAUUAAAGUAGGCGACGAAUCUGUAUUAAUGACGUCAAUACGACGACGACGGAAAACGAUCUCUGAAAUACUGAUUCAAGCUGAGUGUGAUGUUAACACCCCUGAUAAAAACGGUGUUACACCUUUAAUGGAAUGCAUACAAACUGAUAACCAAGUUUUAGUCAAACAACUUAUUGACCACGGUGCAUUUGUGAAUGCUAAGGAUAACAAAGGAUGUUUUGUAUUAGAGUAUUUGCGUUUUUACUACCAUCAGAAAGGUCGAUCUAGUUCAGCAGAUACUGUUAAGAUAAUGAUAGAUGCUGGGGCUGAUAUACAUAAAUGUAAUAAGCUGUUGUGCACAGCAAUAAAUGCUGAAGAUUAUGAAUCGGCUUCGAUGCUUAUUGAACACGGCAUCAAUGUCAAUACGGUUGGCGGAAAUGGGGAUAAUCCCCUCGCUCUUGCUUCCGAAAAAGUCAAAUUAGAAUUAGUGAAAUUGCUGACGACAAAAGACUGUGAUAUAAAUCACCAAAAUCUACGAGGAGAAACAGCGUUGCACAAAGCUAUAGAAGGUUCGAUACAUCAUACUUAUUAUCACGACAAGGAGAAAAUAAUACAAACGUUGUUACUACAGAAUGGAAUGAACGUGAAUCUUAGUGACGUCGAUGGACGAACCGCCUUGACCAUGGCAGUACGUAAUGGAGAAAGGUCUAUUACCGAAGAUUUAUUGAAAGCUGGUGCCGAUAUAGACCACUGCGAUACGAGUCGACAUCAAACCCCAUUGAUAAUAGCAGUUACGAAUCAUGAUACUGUUAUGGCAAAUAUUUUGCUAAAAGCUGGUGCCGAUCUGAAACCGAGGGAUGGAUCUGGUAGAAAUGCGAUACACCUUGUGGCACUCUUAAAUGUUUCACUGAAUUUAGAUGAUUUACUUAAAUAUUCAAAUUUGAGAAGUGAAGCAGAGAGUACCCUGAAUGCCACAGAUUUAUAUGGUAAAACAUCUUUGAUGGUGGCAGCAGAAAGAAAACCUAGAGCUAUGGUAAAAGAACUGCUCAGAGCUGGCUGUAAUAUCAACCUACAAGACCAGGGUGGUAAGACGGCGUUGAUGUUUGCUAUUGACAACAAGGAUGAAACUAUUUUAUCACUUCUAUUACAGAAGAGUGCCGACUAUAAUAUUUGUGAUAACAAUGGCCAAACGGCGUUGAUGGUGGCGGUUGAAAAACAAAAAGAAAUUCUAUGUGAAAAUUUGUUGACAUUUGAUGCAUCUGUAAACCAUGUUGAUAAUAAUGGAAAUACAGCAUUGGCGGUUGCCGUCAAAAUGAACAACGAAAAGAUUGUAAAUAGUUUACUGAAAGCUGGAGCAGAUGUUAAUCACGGUGACAAUAUUGGAGUAACACCACUUAUGAAUGUAAACAAUCGAUCGAUUUUCGAAAGUUUGAUGAAGGCUGGAGCUGAUAUUAAUCAGCGUGAUAACAAUGGAAGGACUGCUUUGAUGACUGCAGCACGAAACUGUAAUAGUACUAUUUUAGAAUGUUUACUACAAGCUGGAGCUGAUGUUAAUAAAACUGAUACACAUGGAAGAUCAGCAAUACAUGCAAUAAUGGUUGGUCGUGGUAGGGGUCGGAAAUGGAUAAACAGUCUAAAAUUACUUUUGAUAAAUAAAUGUCACGUCUCUCUUGAUACCCCAGGAGAGGAUGGAAAAACGUUAUUCCAAUGGUUACUGGAAAGAAACAAUGAAGAUCUCAUAUGGUAUCUUGUUACAGAAAAUUGUUCUCUCGAAGGUUUGGAUCUUUCAAAGGUCAAAGAUAAAUUUCAAUUUCCCGAUGUCUUGAUGCUUUCUAAAAUUCUUUUUGAAAGUGGUGCACCGAAGAGUGAAAUAGAGACCAUUAUUUUGUUAUCAGUUUUAAAUACUGGUUUUUCGCGUUCCACAUAUAAUCUGGGAGAAUCUAAAGAUAAACAACUUGAUGAAUUCCGUGGUUUCUGUAAAUCCAGAAGUUUAAAGUCAAGAUGUAGAAGAGAAAUCAGAAAUUGUAUCGGAUCAGGAAUCAGCAGUAAAAUAUCUCAAGUUGGUUUACCAAAAUAUCUACAAGAUUAUGUCGUCUUGAAAGACUUGAUACCAGAGAAAUACUUUACUCUUGCAAUAAACGAUAAAGAUGACGACGACAGGACCGAUAAUAUUGAUGGACUAAUGUUUGCAUUGAUGGCAUCCAGUGCUUUUCCCAUUUAUGGUGGAUACAAUUCUGAUGACAGCUAUGAUGGAAAUUAUUAUUAUGAACCAGACUACUAUUCUGACAAUUAUUAUGAUUAGUCUAACUUAAGACUUUAUAACCGUGACUUUGAGCGGAUGUGACGUAUUAGAUCAGGUUAUCUAGGCUAGGAUCAACAGUACAUCUUUUAUUAUCGUGUACGUAAUAGAUCAUUACUUACUCAUAUGUUACUUCUCAAUUAAGGAGUUUAGGUUGCUAGAAAAUGUGUGCCGUUAUUUUGUAUUUGAAAGGAGACUGUGUUUGACACAUUGCCGCUGUUUUACUUGAAGAAACCCAACUUGCGUUUAUAAAUAAAGUCUAAAUAGAAUAGAAUUUCUGAUUAAACAUUUUAUAACAGUCUGAACACAGAUCUAUACAUAUGGUGAUAAUACAGCUCUCAUUUAGUUUUCGAGCAAUAGUUUCGUACGAUUUUAUAACUGCACAGUGAAUAAGACGAGACGCCGCUCAACCGGACAGAAUCCAUUAAAAGCUAAGUUUGAAGGGGGUUGGGGGCAAAUGAACGCCCCCGCCCCAACCAUCUUUUAAUAGUUCGAACCUCAUUUGUUUAAAACAACUUUUGUAAAUCACAUGUCCUUGUUAGAACUUUCUGGGUUCAUUUCUUAUGAGAACCAACACCCAUCUUACGCGAAGUAACGGAACGAUCCUUUUGGUCGGUCAGCUGGAACACAUACAAUACCACCUUAAUUCUACCAUGGACCUAUAAUGUAUUAUAAGGUCCAUGAUUCUACAACCCGGUGGUCAGCUUAAAUACAUACAACAGAAUAGAUUACCUGCGUUAGUUUUACUGUCAAUUGAAACAGUGCUGACUACAUAACAUGGGUAUUGUUGCUUUUGCACAUUCGCUUAAUUACUUUUUCCAUUUCACAUUUUAGAAUAAUUGUAUUAUGCUUGAAUUUUUUUAAAACUGUGUUUUAAUUUCAAAUACAUAAAAAUAUAAUUUCUUUGUC